CUCUAAUAUUCGGGGGGGAUUUGAAUUUAUCUUCUUUUCAAUUCCUCUUGAGCUAUCCAUUUCCCCGCAAAACGGCAAUAUGAAGCAUCAUCUGAUGGUGGGCACCUGGACCCGUCCAGGGCGCAUCUAUACCGUUGCCUUUGACGAUGAGGCAUUGACUCUUGACUUGGUUAAGAAGACUGAAAUCCCUACAGACGAGCCAAUUUCCUGGAUGACCUUCUCCCAUGACAAAAAAACCAUCUAUGGAGCCGCCAUGAAGAGGUGGAACAGUUUCGCGGUGCACAGUCCCACAGACAUUGUUCACCAGAUAUCACAUCCUGUGGCAGGUCAUGCCCUGGCCGCCAGCGAAGAAACCAACACCCGGGCCAUUUUUGUCCUGGCAGCCCACCAGCCUCCGUACAAUGUGUACGGAAACCCCUUCUACAAGUACGCUGGCUACGGCAAUGUCUUCUCCGUAGAAUCCGACGGUCGCCUUGCCAAGAACAUCCAGAACUACGAGUAUCAGGAAAACACCGGUAUCCAUGGCAUGGUUUUCGACCCUACCGAAACCUACCUGUACUCGGCCGACCUGCAGGCCAACAAAAUCUGGACUCAUACCAAGGAUGCCACAACCGGGGAAUUGACUCUUGUUGAUUGCCUGGAGGCCCCCGCUCCUGGUGACCAUCCUCGCUGGGUCGAGAUGCACAAGAGCGGCAAGUACCUCUAUGCGCUGAUGGAGGCCGGGAACCGUCUGGCAGUUUAUGUUAUUGACGAGCGCACCCACAAGCCUGUCUUCACCCACAUCGCCUAUCCUCUUCUCCCCCCUGGUCUCCCUACCCGCAAUAAGUACCGCGGAGACGUCACCUUCACCACCCGCAGCGGCGAAUAUCUCUUCGCAACCACCCGCAGCAACCACUUCGAUGUCACGGGAUACAUCACAGCGUUCAAGCUGGGUCCCAACGGCAACAUCGAGCGCCAGCUCUGGAUCCACCCCACCUCCACCAGCGGCGGACAUUCCAACGCCGUGAGCCCCUGCGAUUUCAGCGACGAGUGGCUGGCCCUCUGCGACGACCAGCUGGGGUUCGUCGAGAUCUACCGGUUCCAAGACGAGAACCUGGCCCGUGUUGCGCGGGUGGAUAUCCCCGAGAUGGGAUUCGGCAUGAAUGCCAUCUGGUACGACUAAGAGAAGCGAUAUACAGGGGGGGGGGGGGG
Messenger RNA from Aspergillus ochraceoroseus IBT 24754, 1191 nucleotides. Its product is annotated as lactonase family protein. The record is from RefSeq and is a predicted model, not a curated record. The coding region runs from base 80 to 1162 and encodes 360 amino acids. Lineage: Eukaryota; Fungi; Ascomycota; Eurotiomycetes; Eurotiales; Aspergillaceae. The transcript has 4 exons. Gene Ontology annotation, molecular function: protein binding; 6-phosphogluconolactonase activity.